AUGUCUCAACUCGUCACAACCAUCUCCCGUGCAUACCCAUGGAUGAAGACGCCGUUGAUCGUCAGCGCCCCGAUGCGGGUUAUGGCCGGCCCCACACUGGCGGUUGCUGUCUCCCACGCUGGCGGGCUAGGAUUCAUCGGGCCGGGCGUCAAAACUCAAGAUAUCGGCGCUGAUCUCGAAGAAGCAUCGAUGUUGAUAAAAAAGCUCUCUGCAUCCCAAGCUCAACCGUCUGCACUACAAAACCAACCUCUUCUCCCGGUAGGCGUCGGCUUCCAACUCUGGAACGACGACGUCGAAGUCGCCGUCUCCACUAUAUGCAAAUACAAGCCCUGCGCUGCCUGGCUCUUUGCUCCGCGCAACGGACAAAAAGACCUGGAUACCUGGUCCCGGCGGAUCCGCGGUGCGUCCCCGUCCACCCGCAUCUGGAUCCAGAUUGGCACGCUAGCCGAGGCAAGGGGGCUUGCACAGGGCCCCGAAGAACCAGACGUGAUUGUCGUGCAGGGUGCAGAGGCAGGCGGACACGGCCGGGUCAACGACGGUCUCGGAAUCAUGGCACUACUCCCGGAGGUGAUGGACUGUCUUCCACCGCACAUCCCUGUGUUCGCGGCUGGGGGAAUAGCUGAUGGGCGUGGCGCAGCAGCGGCGCUGUGCCUUGGGGCUACAGGCGUCGUGAUGGGGACGCGGUUCCUUGCUGCUACAGAGGCAAGAAUUAGUCCAGGCUAUCAGCGGGAGAUUGUGCGGGCCAGCGAUGGCGCCGUCUCGACGACACGGACGAUGCUGUAUAACCAGCUUCGGGGUACGGUGGGCUGGCCGGAGCAGUACAGUCCUCGGGCGAUUAUCAACAAGUCGUUCAUCGAGCAUCAGGCGGGUCGACCAUUCGACGAGCUGAAGAAUCUUCAUGAUGAGGCUCUCAAGGCAGGAGAUGCUGGGUGGGGACCGGAGGGAAGGCUGGCGACGUAUGCUGGUGCUGCGAUUGGGUUGAUUCAUGAUGUGAAAGACGCUGAGAGAAUUGUCCAGGAUGUCCAAACGGAAGUCCUGCGGAGACUUUCAACUGUACAGAAUGCCAAUUCGGCGCAGUAA
This is a messenger RNA of Aspergillus viridinutans, 1080 nucleotides long. RefSeq names its product nitronate monooxygenase. The transcript has a single exon. Gene Ontology annotation, molecular function: nitronate monooxygenase activity. The coding region runs from base 1 to 1080 and encodes 359 amino acids. Lineage: Eukaryota; Fungi; Ascomycota; Eurotiomycetes; Eurotiales; Aspergillaceae. The record is from RefSeq and is a predicted model, not a curated record.